Molecule: messenger RNA, 1443 nt
Organism: Xiphophorus maculatus (southern platyfish)
Lineage: Eukaryota; Metazoa; Chordata; Actinopteri; Cyprinodontiformes; Poeciliidae
Product: immunoglobulin lambda-1 light chain-like
Exons: 7
Coding region: 24-935 (303 amino acids)
Biological process (GO): cell surface receptor signaling pathway
Cellular component (GO): plasma membrane
Source: RefSeq, a predicted model, not a curated record
GUUUUUGCUCCUCUGAAGACAAAAUGACUCCAGGUACCAUCGCAUGGGCAUGUUUCAUAUUUUGGACUGCAGGUGUAUGCAAGUGCGUCCUGAUCACUCAGUGGCCCAGAGAGAUCAUCAGCAACUCGAGGGCACAAAUGCACUGCUACCAGAACGACACCGAUUAUGAAUAUCUGUACUGGUACCGACAGCUUAGAGGAGGACAGAUUCAGCUCAUCGUGUAUUUGCUGGCUGGCAACCCGAACUAUGAGCCAGACUUUAAAUCCGGCUUCGAAGCAGAGCGCUCGCAGACAAAGCAGUGGUCUCUGACCGUCUCCAGCGUUCAGCAGAAAGACGAGGCCGUGUAUCUGUGUGCUGCCAAGUCUCUGUGCUCCUACGAACAAGCUUACUUUGGAGCUGGAACGAAACUCACCGUUUUAGCUGCUGGGGCAACAGCCACUGAACCAAAAACAGUGAAAAUCCUUCUGCCUUCACCCCAUGAGUGCAGAGACCAGAAGAAGGAGAAAGGGGAGAGGAGGAAGACCCUGGUGUGCCUGGCGUCUGGUUUCUACCCGGAUCAUGUCAGCGUGUUCUGGCAGCUCAACGGCCAGAACGUCACUGAUGGUGUGGCGACUGACGCCGCCGCCAAGAAGAAUGAAAGCUCAGGAACGUACUCCAUCACCAGCAGGCUGAGGCUGUGGGCCAAGACCUGGUUCAACCCUGGCAAUGAAUUCAGUUGUCACAUCACAUUCUUUAAUGGAACUAACUACAACAUCUACACAGCAUCCAUUUACACAAAUCAAACGGACAAAGGGAUGACACGAGAGAAAUACCUGAAAAUUACCCAGAACGCCAAACUCUCCUACAGCGCCCUGAUCGUGAAGAGCUGCCUCUACGCCGCCUUGGUCUGCUUUCUGGUCUGGAAGCUUCAGAGUUCACCCAGAAAACAGAAGUGAGCGCUGAACUGAUGCCUGAACAAAGUAACAAUCUUCAGGAGAAACUUUUUUUUCUUUCUGGUUUCUGUAAAUAAAAUCUCCAGAACACAGAACACAGUUUCUCUGUGUGUGUUUGUGCUUUAUGUGAUUUGAUCUGCUGCAUGAUUCAAUUCUAAAUACUGUGAUAGUCUGAAGAACUUUGGAAAAACGGAGAUGGUCAUGAUAUUGUCAACUUCCUAAAGUAAUGGUAAAAGUCUUUUUUCUUGGCCAUAAAUAAUCUCUUGGCAAAAAACCCACCACCUCUUUUGGACAAAAAAUGACUUUGGCCACAAUUUUACCACGGUGAUGAUAAAGUGCUCUGUAAAGAUUCCUCCACUUGAUGUUAAAAGAGCUGAAAAUCUACAUAACAUCUGCAUAUAUCCAUGUUAAACUGUAAAAGUGCUUACGUUUUAUAUCGCUGGUUUUUGUUUAAGCUUUUUUUUUUAUUUCACAACUUUCUCAAUAAAGAUGUAUAAACUGCAUAUUAGAA